Molecule: messenger RNA, 3214 nt
Organism: Hydra vulgaris (swiftwater hydra)
Lineage: Eukaryota; Metazoa; Cnidaria; Hydrozoa; Anthoathecata; Hydridae
Product: polycystin-2
Biological process (GO): detection of mechanical stimulus
Cellular component (GO): membrane
Molecular function (GO): calcium ion binding; calcium channel activity
Source: RefSeq, a predicted model, not a curated record
AUAACACGCGAAUUACAAAAAUAUCUAAAACGAGACGAUUAUAUCCUUUUACCAAUAAAAAGUUGCAUUUUACUUUUUUUUAUCGUUUAAAAAGACUAUUAAAAAAUGAGAAUUUAAACCAACCAUUUAUUUUUGCAUUAAUAAUUAAAUAAUAUCAAUCCAUUAUGCAUUAAAUAUGCCAAUAGAAGGAAAAAUGAAAAAACUCCAAUAGUCUCCCUUCCUUUAUAAAAAGAAAAUUGAUAUUUCGAAAGUAAAAAUGAGUGCAAAGAGACGUUCAAGAAAUUUAAAAGGGUCUCAAACUAGUUUGAACCAUGAAAUGUCAUUUCGUACUGGUAGUCCUGCUGGUUUCCAAACUCCAUCUUCUGUACCUAAAAAAACUGGUUGGUUAGAUGACAAUUAUGAAAUGCAAUAUGAUACAGCAAAUCAAGCUCCUACUGGAAUGGAAGCAGAACCUUUUAGCAUGCAGACAGUUGUUACAGCAGAUCAUAGAAUUGACGAUAAAGAAAAACCUGUUGGAUGUUGGAAAAGAUUUUCGAGAGGUGUCAGAGGAUUAUGGAAAACACGCUUCACAGAUGAUAUUGAAGAUCCAGAAGUUAUUGUCAAAACCACUCUGAGAGAACUUGCAAUUUAUCUUGUGUUUAUUGUGAUACUUUGCAUUAUGACGUUUGGAAUGACGAAUUCAACUCAGUUUUAUUUUACCCAAGUGAUGAGUGGUCUUUUUGCCGGUGAUGGUAAUACCUCACCAGCAUUUGCUGCUAUUUCAUCACUAAAAGGUUUUUUUGAUUAUGCUGAACAAACACUUGUUCAAGGUCUUUAUGUUGAGAAAUACUAUAAUGAUGAGCCAGUUUUAGAUUCAGAGAAAGGCUAUGUUCUGUUUGAAAACAAAAUAUUAGGUAUCCCAAGAUUGCGCCAAGUACGAGUUAGAAAUGAUUCUUGUGUUGUGGCUGAUGACUUUAAAAAAGAAAUAAAAGAGUGCUUUGCACCAUAUUCAGCUACAGCUGAGUUUACAGGUUCAUAUGGACCAGGGGAUUCGCAAGCGUGGAAUUUUAGUACAGAAAGUAGUCUGAAUGGACGUUCAUUUGCUGGACAAAUUUCAACAUAUGGAGGAGGAGGAUUUGUGCAACUGUUGGGUAAUGAUGCAAAUGAAUCUCUAUACAUACUUGAAUAUCUGAAGAGUAAUCUUUGGCUUGAUCGAGGCACAAGAGCUGUUUUUAUUGAUUUUACAGUUUACAAUGCUAAUAUCAACUUAUUUUGCGUUGUUACAUUACUAUUUGAAUACCCUGCAACUGGUGGUUGUAUUCCCUUCCCAACAUACAGAACACUAAAGUUAUUGCGUUAUGUAACAACAAUGGAUCAUUUUGUGAUGGCAUGUGAAGGAUUGUUUGUUGCAUUCAUUUUAUAUUACUUUGUUGAAGAAGUAAUUGAAAUUAAAAAGCAUCGGGCUUCCUACUUUUCAGAUAUUUGGAACAUUUUUGACUGCAUUGUUAUAAUAAUGGGAAUGAUUUGUAUUGCUUUUAACAUUUAUCGUACUGUCGAAGUUGGCCGAUUGCUACAAAAUUUGUUGACUCAGCAACAUCAGUAUGCAAACUUUGAAUCGUUAAGUUAUUGGCAAACACAAUUUAAUGAUUUUGUUGCAGUUGCAGUUUUUAUAUCAUGGAUAAAGAUUUUCAAGUACAUAAGUUUCAACAAAACCAUGACACAGUUGCAAUCAACUUUAGCUCGUUGUGCAAAAGAUAUUGCAGGAUUUGCUGUCAUGUUCUUCAUCAUCUUCUUGGCAUAUGCACAAUGGGGCUAUCUUAUUUUUGGAACACAAGUUCAAGAUUUCAGUACAUAUUUAAGUAGCAUUUUUACAUUGUUUCGAAUCAUACUUGGAGACUUUGAUUUUGGUGCAAUGGAAAAUGCCAGCCGUUACUUAGGUCCAAUAUUUUUCAUUACGUAUGUGUUCUUUGUGUUCUUUGUUUUGAUCAACAUGUUUUUGGCUAUCAUCAAUGAUACUUAUGCCGAAGUGAAGUCUGAUCUAGCUGAGCAACAAGAUGAAUUUCAAGUUGGUGAUUAUUUCAAAAAAGGAUAUGAUAAAAUGAUGAGCAAGUUAAAAUUUAAGCGGGAAAAGAUUGUUGACAUUCAAAAAGCUCUUCAAACUGCUGAUGCAAAUCAAGAUAAUAAAUUAGACUUUGAAGAAUGGAGAGCAGAGUUAAAAUUACGUGGUCAUGCUGAUGCUGAAAUUGAGGCUGUGUUUGCUCAGUAUGAUAUUGAUGGUGAUCGAACCCUUAAUGAACUUGAACAGCAACAAAUGCAGGAUGACUUGGAAGGCCAAAAGAUGGAACUCAAUGAUGAGAUUCAAGAAGCGAAGAACGAUGUAAGAAAAACGAGAAGUAAAGCAAGUUUAAGAUCUGGAGAUGGUGAAGAUGAAAAUGAAGAAAGCGACGAUGCAAGUGAUCCAAGCUCACAGAGGCGUGGAGGUCGUGGUGGCGUUGGAUAUGAUGAAUUUUCCGUUUUGGCUCGACGUGUUGACCGCGUUGAACAUAGUAUCGGUAGCAUUGUAUCAAAAAUUGACGCCGUACUACUAAAACUAGAAGCCAUGGACAAGGCUAAGGUUAAGCGACGAGAAACGAUGACCAGACUUUUGGAUAGUAUUGCAGAGCAAGGGCUUAACGGACCUGAUGGACAUAGAGAUCAGAUGGAAAGACUAGUCAGGGAAGAUCUUGAGAGAUCUGCAGUUGAUGUUUCUUAUCCAACAUCAGCUGGAUCCAAGAGAGUCAAAGAUAGUUUUCUAUCAAUAAAGGAGGACUCCACGUUGAAUAAAUAAGACACAUAGAAUCAUUUAACACUUUUUAAUGGUCGCACCCUCUCAACCGAAAUCAUGGCUACAUCUAUUACUUUCAGCUUACGACAGUCAAGCUUGUGCUUGUUGCUAAAGAUUGUUUUGGAAAAAAUUGUCUUUGUUUUCCGCGUGCCAAUUUUGCUUUUUUAUUUUGUAAAUACCUGAUUACACAGUUUGGAGUUUUUUCUAAACAUUAACCUUUUUUUUUAAUAUAUAAAAUCGACUUGAGCAGUUUAAAAAUAACUUAUUUUUUAAUAUUAUUAAUCGUUUUAUUUAGAAGUCACAUAUCGUUUCAGAUUAUUAUUUAAGAUUAUGGAGUAAGGGCAUGACAUUAUGUUGUAACGAGAAUUAUUUAUAUGAUAACAUUAUUGAAUAAAAGUCGAUUAAAAUUUA